UAAUUUAGGGUGGAAAACGUAAAUACAUAAAAUUAAAGGAUACCUAAAGUCUAAACUAGCUUAAUGGGCCGUAACGCUAAACAACAGUGGGCCUAACGUACUAAACAGUAUGGUGUUUUAUUGAAAGGCGUGUGCAAACCUUGCCGUUUACUAGAAGUUUAUUACAGUGUAAAACUAAAAAACCUUCUCUUGUUCUAUUCAGACUAAAACCCCCAGUGAAAAACUCCGAUCCGACGUCAAAUGGCGUCUGCUCUUUGUAGAACAGCAAGCCGUCUUCGUUCCGUUCACCGACUUCGCGCCUCAAGCGGUCUACAAUCUCCUCCCUGCAUCUCCGACGCGCUUCGUCAUGGAGAUUCCUCUCUUCCUCGCCCUGUUCGACAAUUAUUUUCACUUAGCUGUGGAGUCGAGCGAUUCAAAAUGGAUCAGAGAUGUUUGCUGAGCACUUCCGCUUCCGAUACAACCUCUAAGCUUCCUAAAUCUAACCACCCGGAAACAAAAUCCGGAGGAUCCGAUCAGAAAAACGAACGAGCUUUCGGAAAAGACGUUCGCGGAGCGCCGGUUUCGUGGAUGAGCUUCUUCUUGCUGUUUGCUACUGGUGCUGGACUGGUCUACUAUUAUGAUCGGGAGAAGAAACGUCAUAUCCAAGAUAUAAAUACCAAUUCUAUAGCCGUGAAGGAAGGACCAUCUGCUGGAAAAGCAGCCAUUGGAGGACCAUUCAGUCUUGUAAGAGACGAUGGGAAACGUGUUACGGAGAAAGACCUGAUGGGGAAAUGGACCGUCUUAUAUUUUGGGUUCACUCAUUGUCCUGAUAUCUGUCCUGACGAGCUUAUUAAGUUGUCUGCUGCCAUUGACAAAAUCAGUGAGUCUGGAGUAGAUGUGGUUCCAGUGUUUAUCUCUGUGGAUCCUGAAAGAGACACAGUUGAGCAAGUACAUGAAUAUGUCAAAGAGUUUCAUCCGAAACUGGUUGGGUUAACCGGGAGCCCUGAAGAAAUCAAAUCGGUGGCCCGUUCUUACAGGGUGUACUACAUGAAGACAGAAGAGGAAGAUUCAGACUAUCUCGUUGAUCACUCUAUAGUCAUGUACCUGAUGAGUCCGGAGAUGAGUUUUGUGAAAUUUUACGGGAAGAAUCAUGAUGUUGACUCGUUGACCGACGGCGUUGUAAAAGAGAUUCGACAGUACCGCAAGUGAAGAGUCUUCUAAGCACACAUUUGAGGGGGGAAAAGUGAUUAGUUACCAUUUUGGAUUUGUUGGUGAUCAUUAAUACAAGAAUUUCUCAGUGCAUGAAAAUGUGAUUAAGCUAUUUAAUAAAAUUUGAUAUAGCCACCAACAUAUGGCCUUUUAGUUGCCUAAAA
This is a messenger RNA of Brassica napus (rape), 1352 nucleotides long. RefSeq names its product protein SCO1 homolog 1, mitochondrial. The transcript has 5 exons. Gene Ontology annotation, cellular component: mitochondrial inner membrane. The coding region runs from base 241 to 1188 and encodes 315 amino acids. Gene Ontology annotation, biological process: intracellular copper ion homeostasis; mitochondrial respiratory chain complex IV assembly. Lineage: Eukaryota; Viridiplantae; Streptophyta; Magnoliopsida; Brassicales; Brassicaceae. The record is from RefSeq and is a predicted model, not a curated record. Gene Ontology annotation, molecular function: copper chaperone activity; copper ion binding.